AUGGUGCUCGGCGUGUCCACGACGACGCUCGUGCUCGCGAUCGGCGCCGGCGCGCUGGCGCUCGGGCCGAGAGACGUCCCGGUGGCGGCGAAAUUCUUGGGAAGACUCACGGGACGCGCGGUGGCGCACGUCGGCGGCGUCGCGCGCGCGAUCGAGCGCGCGACGAACGAGCGGGAGCUGCGAGGGAUACGCGCGGAGGUGCGAGCGUCGAUGAAGGACCUGCGAGGGGUGGCGCGGGAGAUCGAGCGGGAGUUGACGCCGUCGGGACGGCGCGGCGAGGACGAGGGCGAGGGCGAACGCGAGGGCGGGACGAGCGCGACGGCGACGACGGCGACGUCGAGGGACGAUUCGAGGACGUCGACGUCGGCGAGAUACGAACGGGUGAUUCCGGUGAGCGCGCGCGCGGUCGGGGCGACGCCGGCGAGCGGCGGGUUCGGCGUCGCCGGUUCCGAAGUGCUCGCGGCGAGUUUUAAAGAGCGCGAGGUCGCGCUCAAGGCGGCGCGGUUGAUGGAGAGCGGCGCGAUCGAUGACUAUUUAGCGAAGCGCGAGCGCGAGGGGGGCACCGAGUAG
Ostreococcus lucimarinus CCE9901 is the source of this 570-nucleotide messenger RNA. RefSeq lists its product with no specific name. Bases 1 to 570 code for a protein of 189 amino acids. The transcript has a single exon. The record is from RefSeq and is a predicted model, not a curated record. NCBI's taxonomy places the organism in Eukaryota, Viridiplantae, Chlorophyta, Mamiellophyceae, Mamiellales, Bathycoccaceae.